GACUUUUAUUUUGAACAGGUCCCGGAACACACCGGAAGUGCCGUGAAUUGUCGGCUUUCUGCCCCAGCUCAGGCGUUUGUUUGAAAUGGACCAGUUUCCCUGAAAAGACAUGCUGCUGCUGCUGCUGCGUUAUUAACACUUUAUAAAGCUUAAUAACUCUUAAUAACCCUUCACACCAACUGAUACAGAAAUGGCGGCCGAGAGUGUGAGCGUGGUGUUUAAGCUGUACUGCCUGACGGUGAUGACGCUGGUUGCCGCGGCGUACACAGUGGCGUUGCGUUACACUCGCACGGUGCCUUCGGAGCUCUACUUCUCCACCACCGCUGUCUGUCUCGCUGAGAUCAUCAAACUGCUCCUGAGUUUAGGAAUGCUUGCCCGCGAGUCAGGUGGGUUGAGGAGGUGUAAUAGCGUGAUCUUAGAACAGGUGCUUAAUCCCGUAGAGGUGUUGAAGCUCAGCGUGCCGUCUGUAGUUUACGCCCUGCAGAACAACAUGGCCUUCCUCGCUCUCAGUAACCUGGACGCAGCUGUCUAUCAGGUGACGUAUCAGCUGAAGAUCCCGUGUACGGCUCUGUGCACUGUGCUGAUGCUGAACCGUUCUCUCAGCCGCAUGCAGUGGUUCUCCGUCUUCAUGCUGUGUCUGGGGGUCAUCCUGGUCCAGUGGAAGCCUGCUGAGCUCACUAAGGUCCAGGUGGAUCAGAACCCCAUCGUCGGCUUUGUGGCCAUCGCCAUCGCAGUUCUCUGUUCUGGAUUUGCAGGUGUGUACUUUGAGAAGGUGUUGAAGAGCUCGGAGACGUCUCUGUGGGUGAGGAAUAUUCAGAUGUACCUGUCGGGGAUCGCCAUCACACUGCUGGGUGUGUACAUGACGGAAGGAGCGAAGGUGAUAGAGAAAGGCUUCUUCUUCGGCUACACGCCGUGGGUCUGCGUCGUCGUCUUAUUAGCCAGUGUCGGUGGUCUCUACACGUCUGUGGUGGUGAAAUACACAGAUAACAUAAUGAAGGGCUUCUCUGCGGCGGCGGCCAUCGUCCUCUCCACCAUCGCCUCCGUCACACUGUUCGGCCUGCAGAUCACGAUGACGUUCUCCACCGGCGCGCUGCUCGUCUGCGUCGCCAUUUACCUGUACGGUUUACCCAAACAGGACACCAGCACGCUAACCAAAGCUAGCGAUGAUAUCAAGGCUAGCAAAGAGAAGCUAAUCCACGUCUGAGGAUGGAGACGUGAAGAAGAGACGCUCGACACGUCUCUCUUUAAAACACUAGUUAAUUCUGUCAUGUCUCCAUUUCAUGGUAGAGGCGGAGCCUAGCGUGGACAGAAAAAAGGGGCGGGGCCAACAGGAGCCUGGAGUAAACCAGGACCUGUGAAAUUGUAUUCAUUAUUUCCUUAAUGGGGUUCAAUCAAUGUUUCUGUUUCUGUCUUUUUUUUUUUCAUCCCCUGUUCUCUACAGCCUGGGAAGUGCACUAGGGCUGUUCCCUUUCCCCUAGACUACAGUGUUGGACACUGACCUGCUGCAGUGCAUUGUGGGAUAUCAGAGAUGGGCUGGAUUUUCUGCACUCAGCUUUCAGAUGUGAUUUUAUAAGAAAGGUUGAUGUAAAAAAUCAGCCACAGCCAUAUAGGGUGAAACUAAUUUACAUAUUACCAUGUAAGGAUUAUCUAAUUUACAUAUUUACCACAGAGAUGUGAAUGCUAUACACACUUCAAUUACUUAAACACACACACACACACACACGGACUGUUAGAAGUGUUGCUUAAUCAGUUGUUAUUUCACCAUAUUUAAAAAUUUGUUAUGGAAUUUUUUUGCAAUAAUUUCAGUAAUUAAUCGUGAAAUAAAUCGUAGUGUGUGUAAGAAAUCA
Molecule: messenger RNA, 1847 nt
Organism: Pangasianodon hypophthalmus (striped catfish)
Lineage: Eukaryota; Metazoa; Chordata; Actinopteri; Siluriformes; Pangasiidae
Gene: slc35a1
Product: solute carrier family 35 member A1
Exons: 8
Coding region: 191-1204 (337 amino acids)
Biological process (GO): pyrimidine nucleotide-sugar transmembrane transport
Cellular component (GO): Golgi membrane
Molecular function (GO): pyrimidine nucleotide-sugar transmembrane transporter activity
Source: RefSeq, a predicted model, not a curated record